This is a messenger RNA of Cryptotermes secundus, 2174 nucleotides long. Its product is annotated as glucose dehydrogenase [FAD, quinone]. Gene Ontology annotation, molecular function: oxidoreductase activity, acting on CH-OH group of donors; flavin adenine dinucleotide binding. Bases 161 to 1996 code for a protein of 611 amino acids. NCBI's taxonomy places the organism in Eukaryota, Metazoa, Arthropoda, Insecta, Blattodea, Kalotermitidae. The record is from RefSeq and is a predicted model, not a curated record. The transcript has 3 exons.
AGGACGAAUCUGGGACCAAGCUGCCUCCUAUCCAAGAGGUGCCGGGAGAUCUUUCCCCAGGGGGAAAGCGGCCGGGGACUGAAGCUCACCAGUGAAUACAGCUAGUGCCGAGGUCUACCGACAGUUCCGCAUUAGCGACAAACUACGACUGCAAGAGAAAAUGUCGCUGGAAGAGUUUUACAGAGCCAGUGAACUGUUGCUUAGCAACGGUUCUAACAGUGCUGGUGCCGCGACCCUCAUCCUAGGGCUCGUCACGACGUUCCUCAAGAGCAAAGAUGGGAAGGCGCCCCCUGCAAAACUUGACGGCAGCCAUUAUGACUUCGUGAUAGUGGGGGCGGGAUCCGCAGGCAGCGUGGUCGCAAACAGAUUGUCUGAAGUGCCACACUGGAAUAUUCUACUGUUAGAAGCAGGAGGAGAGGAGACACAAAUCGAUGACGUACCAGCAUACAAAACAUAUUCACAAUCCGACAAGUCCACGAUUCUUUGGCCGCACUGGACCCAACCAGAACCAAAAACAUGCGGCGGAGGCCCCUGCUUCUGGCCUGGAGGCAAAGUUCUUGGGGGUUCAAGUACCAUCAACACUUUGAUCUAUGCAAGAGGCUUCAAGGAGGAUUACGAUAACUGGUAUAAUCUAGGGAACUACGGAUGGAACUGGCGGUCAGUCCUCAGGUCCUUCAAAAAGUCUGAAAAUAAUCUAGACCAUUUAUAUUCCCAAGAUAGCGUAUAUCAUUCGACAGGAGGAUAUUUGGAUGUACAGACGUUUCCUUACCACGACAAAAACACUCAUACAAUAUUAGAUGCAUACAAGGAAUUAGGAUAUAACAACACAGAUUACAAUGGUCCUCAUCCAACCGGAAUAUUUUUGAUGCAAGGAACAGUUAAAAAUGGAGUCAGACAGAGCACAAACAACGCGUUUCUCAGACCGAUUCGUCACAGAAAGAACUUACACAUCGCAACUGGCAUUAGAGUCACGAAGCUGAAUAUCGAUAAAUAUAAGAGAGUAACGGGAGUAGAAUACGUACUCGAUGGUAACCAUGCUAAGAAGGGGAAAGUUUAUGCAGACAAGGAAGUAAUUCUCAGCGCGGGUGCUCUAUCUUCACCUCAAAUUCUCAUGCUUUCUGGAAUAGGCCCCAAAGAAACGUUAAACGACUUGGGAAUAAAGGUUGUCAAAGACUCGAAAGUUGGUUAUAACUUGAUGAACCAUCCCACCUCAGUAGGUGUCACUGUCAACCUUACCAGAUCAUCAACCGUGCCUAGCACUAAAGAGGAAUGGCUUGCGGACAUCCAACAGUAUGUAAAGACACGCGAUGGGCCUUUAUCAGCAAUAGGAAUCUCCCAAUUGUCGGGUUAUAUUCCUUCUUCUAUCGCCACAGAUGGUUAUCCGGAUCUUAAGUUCGGAUUUUCUUUCAGUGACGUAAUAACUGAGGGCAUUAGUAUUCCAGGGUCAUAUUACACACAAAUUACGAUAGGUCCUUAUUAUGUUAGGCCGAAAAGUCGCGGAUUCUUCACUAUAAACUCAACUAACCCAUUUGAUCCACCACUGGUUCACCCGAACCUGUUGGCUAAUCCAGAAGACAGAAAGCCUCUUAUCGAAGGACAUCUUUUCGGCAUGAAACUUGCACAGACUAAAGCGUUUGAGAGAAACGGUUUCGUCUUGGACACAACACAUAUCCAAGGCUGUGAGGGCGAAACGUUCGGGACUUACGCUUACUUUAGCUGCGCGCUGGACCAAUAUGUUGCGACAGCCCAUCACAUGUCAGGUACUUGCAAAAUGGGAAACGUGAGUGAUCCAGACGCUGUAGUUGACCCAGAACUGAGGGUUUAUGGUGUCACGAAGUUGAGGGUAGUUGACGCUUCCAUUAUGCCUGUCAUUCCAAGUGCUAACACCAAUGCUCCUUCUAUCAUGAUCGGCGAAAUGGCCUCAGACUUCAUAAAGUUGGCCCACCCCUGGCGACACAGUUAUAGCCACAUUCGUAAGAAAUCAUGGCGGUCGUAGAAUACGUCAUCAUUCUUUUUUAUUGUUAACAUUUGCUGUUUCUAGAAAACCAAAUUUGUAUUUCCUAUGCUGAGAAAACUGUCAACACUAAACCACUGAUACGAAAUACAGUUACUAAUAAAGAUGUAUUUCGCUUUAUAUUGUGUGAAUCAAUUGUAAUAAACAUUCCAAUAUGUUC